CAGCAAUCAACCUUUUCAAAUUUCCGUCAUUUCAUCGCAAGUUGCCCCUUCCGUAAUCACAUUCUCCUCAAAAAUCUGUAGCAGAUUGUGCGAUUUUCACAUCCCCUUGAGCCUCGCGCCCUUACGUAGAGACCGCGUCCACGAAACAACUGUGAUGAGAGUCCGGGCGCCGCACUCUUCCCUUUUGUCGUUUCUGGCCACCAGCAGCGUCGUAGAAGGAACACUGAAGUGGAUGAAUGUCACGAGGCCGACGCCCAAUGUCCCACUGGCCCCCGUGCCGCUUCCUGAGUCUGGGGCCGCGCGGGACGGCGCGGAGAUUGUGAAGCAGUUGACGGGGUUGUCUCGGUCGAGUAUGAGCGGUGGCGAGGGUGCGAGACUGGAUCUUGUCAAGGUUAUUGAGCUUGAAGGGGAGCUAUGGGAACCGGAGGGAAUGGUGAGGCUUGCGGGUGGUGAUGUAGGGAGGAAUGACAGAGCACGGGGCCCAGUGGAGGUAGAUGAGGAGGGGAAUGGUGAUGGGGAGAGGUUUUGGGUUUCGGCAGGGGAGUAUACCAUCCCAACGGAGAAGUAUCCUGACGGAAAAUGGAUUGAUGGGACGGAUCGGAGUGCCGGGGCAGGCUUUGCGCAUUUCGUAGUGUUUGAUGGGCGCGGAAAACGUCUUGGGGACUGGGUUGUUUCCGAGGAAGGGGAGUUGGAGUAUCAUAACGGCGGGAUAGAUUUUGACGGGCGACAUAUCUGGGCUACGCUCGCGCAGUACCGGCCAAAUUCGACGGCGACAGUGGUGAGGGUCGAUCCGGUCAGCAUGGAGAUGGAGAAGGCCUUCAAGGUGGCGGAUCACCAGGGUGGGAUCGUGCAUGAUGUCCACAACGGGACGCUGACGACCUUGGGGUGGGGUGGAAGAGUUGCGAGGAGAUGGGAUCUAGUCAAGAACGAGAUGAUAUGGAAGGGCGAAACGGGCGGUGGGACCGGGAAAGGGGACCAGGCUCGACUUGACAAACGGAGUGAAGUGGAUCAUGAUGGGGAAUUCAACGAACCUCAGUCUACAAUCGUGAAUCCUUCACACUGGAUCGAUUAUCAAGACUGCAAAUCUCUCGGCACCGUUGAUGGGAAGCAUCUAAUGCUUUGCUCUGGCAUCGCGACGCUGGCGCCAGGGACAGACGUGGGUGGGCUAGCGAUUGUCGAAGUGGAGAGGAUGGUUCCUCUGUGGGAGGUGCCGUUUAUGGAGAGGACAGGGCUUGUGCCGUGGAUGGAGGAGGAAACCCAUGUAGAAGGGAGCAUUAGGAGAAAGAGUGUGUUGAUGACGAAGAACCCGAUGGAUGUUGCUGUCGUCGGGGGACGAGUGAGGCUGUACUUUGCGCCGGAAGAGGGCAGGAGUAGAAUCUUUGUUUGUGAGGUAUGCGAGGGGUGAUUUAUGAGGGCGUUCAUGCCGUGUUUGGUAUGGUGUUCACUUUGCCGGGACUUUUUACGGUUGCUUUUGAUGGGAAAUGGAGACCCUCGAGAUGUUUAUAUGUAUCCUUGUAUGUGUAUGAUUGGUAACUCUGAUGAGC
Messenger RNA from Colletotrichum scovillei, 1544 nucleotides. RefSeq lists its product as uncharacterized. The record is from RefSeq and is a predicted model, not a curated record. Lineage: Eukaryota; Fungi; Ascomycota; Sordariomycetes; Glomerellales; Glomerellaceae. Bases 155 to 1405 code for a protein of 416 amino acids. The transcript is spliced from 2 exons.